Messenger RNA from Drosophila biarmipes, 1044 nucleotides. Its product is annotated as serine/threonine-protein phosphatase 4 regulatory subunit 2-like. Lineage: Eukaryota; Metazoa; Arthropoda; Insecta; Diptera; Drosophilidae. The record is from RefSeq and is a predicted model, not a curated record. Gene Ontology annotation, cellular component: nucleus; cytoplasm; protein phosphatase 4 complex. Gene Ontology annotation, molecular function: protein phosphatase regulator activity. The transcript is spliced from 4 exons. Bases 171 to 917 code for a protein of 248 amino acids. Gene Ontology annotation, biological process: protein dephosphorylation.
CCAUAAAGGUCAGAGGAGGGAAGGUCACACCCUGUCGUUGUGACAUUGCGAAAAUAGGCAACCAAUCCGAGGCGAAGCAAGCGACCUAUUCAAUUGUCAACUCAACCGGCUUAAGUGCUGUUCAAAGGCGCAGUUCUCAAAGAAAGCAGGAGUGCGGAUAGCUGAGAUUUAUGUCCGCCAAUAUAGUCACCAUGAAGGACACUUACAACCUCGUGCGCUCGCUGCACUUCUUCACGCUGCACCAGGACAAGUUGGUUCCCCCGGAGCUGGAGAACUAUCUGCAGUAUGUGGCCCUAACCGGAGACAACAUCUUCACGUGGUCCAGCCUGAAGUACCUGGUCCGCCAGAUGCUCUGCAUAGCGAUCUUCGGCUUCUACAGAGUCUUGCCGCGGGACGCAAUCCCCACCUGCCCGAAGUUUGGACCCUUUAACUUUGAGGGCACGAUGUAUGCGCUGCUCUGGCGCCUGGACCGCAUCGACGAGACUCCCUACACCUUCCAGCGGCUGUGCGAGCUGCUGACCGAGCCCCAGAAGCACUACUCGCGCAUCGACAAGUUCAUGCGCGCCGUGGAGAAGGUCAUAGUGGUGCACCGCGCCACGAAUCCGAAGCCCCAGAGCAUCGAGAUCGACGUUCUGGAUCCGGAGACCUGGAGCCACAUCGAAAAGCUGAGCCAGUCAAUCGCCGAGGAGGCCUCGGCGCCUGGCUCCAGUGCAAGGAAGAACAAGAAGAGCAAGAAGGCCAAGAAAGACAAGAAGGCCAAGAAGGAGGCCGAGGAGCCCAGCGGCAGUGGGCUCCAGGGCCAUGCUACAGGCCAAGAAGGCCAUGCUACAGGCCAAGAAGGCCAUGCUACAGGCCAAGAAGGCCAUGCUACAGGCCAAGAAGGCCAUGCUACAGGCCAAGAAGGCCAUGCUACAUAAUGUAUGCUUUUCAAAAAGGACAGAAAAUAAAUAUAUCACUUGGUAUUCAACAAGGUGUUUCAUUAUACUUUCAGGGUGGUAAAACAAUUAUUUUAGGGAACACUUAUUAUUAGAGCUAAGCUCUUAG